AGCAUCACGUGGGAGUACAAUGCUUUUCCUAGUCUACAUCCCAAGUAAUGCAUUAUUCCGAGCUGAAGGGACCGUCUCUCUCCUUUUUAAUUUUUUAUUUAACCUUUAUUUAACUAGGCAAGUCAGUUAAGAACACAUUCUUAUUUUCAAUGACGGCCUACCCCAGCAAAACACGGACUACGCUUGGCCAAUUGUGCGCCGCCCUAUGGGACUCACAAUCACGGCCGGAUCCUUAAAGCCAGCUGCUGGAGAGAGCCUAUCUACAACCUACCAUUCCAUGGAGGAAUAGAAAGUGGACAUGAUAAGGCAUCUUGGUUCUACUCCAAAAGGAUUCACAGCGCUUUGUCCCCAGAUGUGAACAAUUUAAAGUUAGUAGGCUAAACAGAAAACGUAUUUGAAUUGUUAUAGUCGACUGUGUGUGGAUCACCGGGCUUUAGUGACAAAAAGUUGAGACAGUUGACAGUAAAACAAUAGUAGACAUUCUCUGCGCGUCGCGCAGCUUGGAGCAGUUUGUACAGCCGUGUGGCCAACAGUCCAGUUGCGCGUUUAGGAAAUGGAGCGAAACAAUGAAACCUUUUUUCUUUGGAAGUUUAUUAUUUUUCUUAUCGGCACUCGAUUAUAAAUGUAAUGGUAAUACAAACUGACUGAGCAAGCCAACCAUGAGUGUUGAGAAACAUGACUUGCGUUAUAAUUUUCCAUGCGUAAUGGACAAAUAACACCAGCUACAAAGAAGCACCCUAUUUUACAGGGCCGUGGACAGCGGUAGUGAUGAUUUCAGCUGGUGGAGUGAUCACGGGCCACCUUGCUGCACUGAAGAGGCAGGACUCGGCCCGCUCCCAGCACCACCUGCCCAUCCAGUCCACAGCCCCAGGAGAGGCCCAGGAGAAGAGGAGGGCCAAGCGUAAACCUCGGGCCGACGUGGUGGUGGUUAGGGGAAAGAUCCGCCUCUACUCUGCCUCUGGGUUCUUCCUCAUCCUGGGUGUGUUGAUCCUGAUGAUGGGCAUCGCCAUGGCCGUGCUGGGUUACUGGCCCCACAAAGAGGACCUCAUAGCGGCCGGUGCCAAGCUAUCCACCAAUGACACCAGGGUGACCCGGGAGGAAGGCGGUACGCUGGCCCAGUUCUUUGAGCAGCACCUGCACUCUGAGAAGAUGAAGAUGCUGGGCCCCUUCACCAUGGGAAUUGGUAUCUUCAUCUUCAUCUGCGCCAAUGCCAUCCUGCACGAAAACAGGGACCGGGAGACCAAGGUGAUCCACAUGAGGGACAUGUACUCCACCGUCAUCGACAUCCACAGCCUGAGGAUCAAAGAGCACAAGUACAUGAAUGGGGCCUACUCUGGCCCCUAUGGGGAGCAUGAGGUCAGGACCUAUGAGAACCAGUGUGCCUCCAAGCUAGCUGCUAACACCCUGCUAGGGGUCUCCAGCAUGGGGAACGAUGUGAGGGUGUCUCGCAGGGCCAGCUCUACAGAGGACGAGGAGGGUCUUCUCAACGAGGCCAAAGGGGGGCAUGGCUUACUGCCUUCGUUCUACAGAGAGCGCUCUGGCUCCAUCUUUGGUCUGCAGCAUGAGGGCAGCCGCCACUGGGACAAGAAGAGCAGCUUCCCCAAGAGAUGCCAGACCAGAUCAAUCGUCUCAUCCUCGAUCAGCGCUUUCACCCUGCCCGUUAUCAAGCUCAACAACUGUGUGAUCGACGAGCCUGACAUGGAUAACAUCACAGAGGACCUGGAGCACAUUAGGGUUAGGUCCCGACACCCCUCUAUGGAGUCCCUGGCUGUGCCUGUCCCGGCGGACAUUGCCAAAGCCUACAAACCUCCCGGCGUCAUGCUCCUCAGGAGUAACUCGGCCACAGAGUCCCACUCCUUCUCGUCCUCUCGUAGCUCUCUGUCCCCAGGGUCUGCCAGUGGGAGGUACCUGUCCCCCGGGGCUGCCCGCAAGGACUUCGGCUCCAACAACUCCCUCCACAUGCUGUCUUCUCACUCCAAGUCUCUGGACCUGGAUCGAAGGCCCACCAAUCUAACAGUGAAGCCAGAGCAGAGGAAACAUCCCAGCUGGCCCCGGCUGGACCGCAGCAAUAGUAAAGGUUACAUGAAGCUGGAGAACAAGGAGGAUCCUAUGGACAGACUGCAGCUGCCCCAGGUAGCAGUCAAACAGGAUUACACCAAGAAAGAGAAGCUGCUCAUGAUCUCCAGGUCUCACAAUAACCUCAGCUUUGAACACGAUAAGCAGUUCAUUAGCAACACUAUGAAACGAGGGAGCUCAGAGACCAGGUUUUAAAUGGAACUCUUACAAAACCUGGUUCCAGAUGUGUUUGUGCUGUCUUGCCAACUCCUAUGGUCAUUGCCACCUGAUGAGGACCAUAGGAGUUGGCAAGAAAGCAUAAACACAUCUGGGACCAGGCUAUAUAAAGCCCACUACUUGGACCUAAAUCUAAUAAUAUGUUUGUUUGUGUGACAAGAUCAUUCUGCAAUACAAAUGACAAUUCUAGCUGUUCACUGUCAGAGUGUUGCUUAGUAAAUUGUAAGUGUGAUUACAUGUUGUUUUGGGAUGGAGCGCUCAGGUAGUCAGUCUGUUUGCAGUUAAAAGAAAUAGGGGCUGUGUUACAUGUGUGUGAGAUAUUUGCAGCACAAAUCAAUUCAUAAGACAUUUUGAAAUUAGGUUCAAAGUGAACUUGGAAAUACAGAAACCAAUACCAUUAACAUGUGGUUUGUUUUUCUUGUCACGUAUCUAUAGUCUUUGCUUUGUUGCAACAGGCAGUAUUGUUUGUUCAAACUGGUCAGUGUACGUACAAGAGUUGGCUAGAUAUUUUGCUAUGGCGCUUUUAAUAAUGUAUUGUUCUCAACACACACUGCUAUUUUUUUUUAAAGAAAAAUGAUUUAACGCGUGAAAUGUACAAUUGACCAAUUUCUCAGAAUAAAAUGAAGCUUAUCAGGGUAACAUUUGUCUUUUAUGAUAGCACUAUAUUGUUCUCCCCAGCCUUAUGGAAAUGUGCUAUGUAUUCACAGAAAAGUAUUUAACCUUGCCUUAUUAGAUGUAUUUUAAACACAAAGAUAGGUUCAUUAUCAUAAACAGUACAGAGUAUUUCUGCUCCCAUCUGCUAUUCUGAUGUUCAUUUUAUCUCUUGAAUUCUUAAAGUGAAUGAACCGAGAAAUUCUUCUAACAUUUGCCUUCUCACCCCACAAACUUUGAAUCUGUCAGAAGGGAAUUUUUUUCCCUUUGGCAAGGAAGUAAAUAGCAUUCCUAUAUUGAACAAUAGGAGAUCUGGGAGUAUCGAAUUGGAAGCUGCCAGAGUAGAGAGGAGUCUCAUAAGAUGGUUCCAUCUGGAGGGGGAGUCAACCAAGAUGUGUGUGACUUCCAGGAAGCCUGAUUUUUAAACAAGGAUUACACAUUGUCAAUAUGAACAGGAGAAACUGUGCCAUAUGGAUGCUGAGGAUCUGAUAUAGUUUUCAUGUUUUCUUUUGCUGAAAUGUUUAUCUGACUGCAAUUAGGAAGACAUUGGAUUUAAGAUUUUAUAGUUUUAUGUUUUCUCGUCAAAAUUGAUUUUGUUUAUCUUAUAUUGGCAGUGUCCCCUUUUUGUUUAUCUGUAAGAGGUAGUCUUUUGUAAAACGGCAAUCAAUUAAACAUUGGAUGUCUGGGUACAAGUCUAUUUUGGACAGGUGGAGUGGUGUGAAUUCCAAUCUGCCUCUCAUAUUCUUCAACAAUACAGCCUCUGCCUUGCCAAUUUGGUCUGUUAUUGCUAUGCUCUCUUAGCAUGGGUAGACUAUUCACAAUAUAUCAUCUUCCCUCAAGCCACUCAUAAAAUAAUAAGGUAAUAUCAUCCCACUGAGCACACACUGGUUGAAUCAACGUUGUUUCCACGUAUUUCAAUGAAACUACGUUAAACUAACGUGGAAUAGACAUUGAAUUGACGUCUGUACCCAGUGGGAUAUGGAUGAAGUACUGACUAAACCUCUGAUGUUCUUAAGUAGUGAAUAUUCCUUCAUGCAAUGUAAUAAAGAGUAUAUUUUGCUUUGA
Molecule: messenger RNA, 4008 nt
Organism: Coregonus clupeaformis (lake whitefish)
Lineage: Eukaryota; Metazoa; Chordata; Actinopteri; Salmoniformes; Salmonidae
Product: transmembrane protein 200A
Exons: 2
Coding region: 769-2271 (500 amino acids)
Source: RefSeq, a predicted model, not a curated record